Mesorhabditis spiculigera is the source of this 1173-nucleotide messenger RNA. The record is from the annotation of a GenBank genome assembly. NCBI's taxonomy places the organism in Eukaryota, Metazoa, Nematoda, Chromadorea, Rhabditida, Rhabditidae.
AUGAGUGCGACGGAGGAGGCAGCCCCUACGCAGACUGAACAAGCCGCUAAGCCGCCGGCUGCGGAGACUUCGGAAAAGCCUGAAGAGAAAGUCAAUGGCAGCGAGAAGGUAGAAGAGGCCCCGAAAGAGGUCGAGGAAACCAUCGAGAAAAAGAUCCUGACUCCCGAGACGACUCCAGUCAAGGAGGCUGCAAAGGAAGUUGAAAUCCCGAAGAAUGAGCCGCAAGCCGCGGCUUCUGAAGAGAAGGUUGACGAGACCCCCAAGGAGCCAACACCCAAGCCCGAAGAUCAGUGGGAGGUAAUCGAGGCCGAGGAAGUGGAGAAGGCGAAGGAGGCUGAGGCUGCCCAGAAAGAGAAAGAGAAGGAAAAGCCAGCUGAGAAGGAAGAAAAGAAGGAAGAGAAAAAGGAGGAGACUAAGGAAACCCCUGCCAAGACACUGCCAAAAUGGAUGGUGCAGGAUGCUGAUGAGGAGAUGCCAGAAGAGCCUGAAGAAGAGAAGAAGGAUGCACCGGCAGCUGCAACUCCUGGACGUGGUAGAGGAAGAGGCCGUGGUCGUGGACGUGGAGCCAGAACUCCAGCUGCUCCACCACCAGUCGCUGCUGACGGAUCGGUCGAAGGCCCGGCUGGUAGACCGAGACGUUCGACGGCUUCGAGGAGAAUCGACUACGCCAACCCGGAUACUUCGACAGUGUUGGCUGAAGUUGACGAUGAAGUUCCUGGCGGUCUAUUCAAGCGUCGUUCAUCUGCUGGAGGUGCUCGUGGAGGUCGUGGUCGUGGUGGACGUGGUAGAGGACGAGCUAGCCGUACCAAGGGAUCUGAUGAGGAUUCGGAUGAGCCUCAAGAGCCGGAGUCGGAUGAUGACUACAAGGGAGCCGCUGCGGCGAAAUCUCCUCGCGGAGGUAGGGGCCGAGGCCGUGGACGUGGGCGCGGACGCGGUGCUGGCGGACGCGGACGCGGAAGAGGCCGCGGUGCCGCUGCUGGUGGAAAGAAGAAGGAUGGAUCGGAAAGUGAUGGAAGCGUUGAGGGACUAGAUGAUGGUAACAGUGAUGCCGAUGAUAACCACGAGGAGACAGAGGAGGUGCUGCCCCAGAAGAAACGCGCUGCUUCCCCUACCACCAGCCCGAAGAGCAAACGGGCUAGAGGUGCCGCUGCUGCUGAAGAGGCUAAGGAUGAA